AGAUAUACAAAAAGAUAGAGCCGCAAAUAUUUUUACCAAUGCAAAAAGUAGCAAAUAAAGAAAUGAUAUAAUGGCGUAUCAUAACGAGUAAACAUCCGUCAUGAAAUCACCAUAUUGUAUAAUUCCGGUAUCCUUCUACAAGAUACCGGAAAUUCUGAUAUUCGUUCGAGCAAUGCAUAGUGUAAAUUGAGAGAUGCGGGGCAAAUUAUCUGUAUUGUCGCCAUGUACGAAUGGAAUAACACCGCUUAAUAACGCGAGAAUCGCUUCCUUACGGUUUCUCAUCUAAAAAAUCUCAGCUUACUGCUUACUUCUCGUCCUCAAUUCAGUGAGCCUGGCUAACAUAUAACAGUUUGAAGUAUUCAACCAACUUUUAAAGCUACUUCAUAAGCACACUCCUUAUUUCCCCUCUAUCAACUCGUAUAAUAUGAAACCAUUUGGAUUUCUCAAAGGCUUCUUAAGUGUAUCCUAAAUUGGUAUGGCAUGAAGUUGAGUCCUUUGCAAAGGAAACAUUCGUAGCUUUUACUAAGCCAAAAUAUUAGGCAGAUAUUCUUGCACUGUUUGGUGAAUGUCAAAUUGUCUAUGAGCAAUUCCUUUUUUUACUCUCAACCUUUUAUUUUAUGAAAAUAGUCCCUUUUUUUUUUCUAUUUUUUUUUAUUCAUUAUGUACCGAUAAAAAUGCCAUCACAUUGUUAUAAAUAGAAAGUUACGCUUGAACUUUUUCAUCCCCUUUUUAUUAAAGAUACCCGACGCUUUUUAUUGCUAUAUUUUAUGAUGCAAAGUACUUCCCCACUUCAUCGGACAAAGGACGAAAGAAAGGUGAACAUCAAUUUGUAAAAGAAGGAUCUGAAAUUAUAAAAAAGGACAAAAAAAGUACACAAAGGUGAGUAGAAUUUUUUAAAGACAGUGCUACAAGAAUGAUCCUCAUGAUUUCCGAGGGAAUGAACCUUCAGUAAAUCGCAGUCCAAUUUUGAGAAUGCGAGUUCCUAGACAGUUCCUCAAAGAACCAUCUGGAACUAGUACAUUAAAACUGAUACUGAUACUAUAGACGGAAAUACAUUAAGGUUCUUUCCAUUCCAUCCUUUAUUAGUCCCAAAAUGGAGACUAUAUUAAAGUUCGGUAUGAACAUACUCCGCAUAUUCUUUUUAUUCCUAUAGGGCAAAUAGCUCAGGAGCUAUGUAACUUCUCCACUUUUAAAUAUCGGUUACUUCAAUGAACGCCAUUCUAUAGGCCUUAAACUACAUCAUCCAACAGUAUGGUCAUGGGGGUUGAUAGUAAAUCAUGAAUAGUCAAAAUGCUAAACGAGAUCCAAUUGGUUGCAGCGUUCAUCACUCCGCUAAGUUUGGUUUUUAAACUUUUGCAUCCCAAUUUCGUUGACGCCGAUGAUCAAAACAUACAUAUAUAUAUAAGGUUUGAAUCAUUAGUGCGUUUGUCUUUCUUUCAAAAUCUUUUACAUUUUUCGUUAAUUAUCUACCUGGUGUUGUUUUAGUUUUUAGUUUUUUCGUGAAUUCACUGUCUGUGAUUUAUCAUUUACAAUCCUUAAUGAAGUCUUCUUUUUGAGCCUGGUUCAUUUUUACUGUCUUGUCUUAUAAUUUUUGUUGUUUUCAUUAAUUAUUUAUAGCAUUCAGUGCGUUUUCUAACUUCCCAUAAAAUGAGAAGAUAUAUCACAUCGGUAUUGGUGGUGUUCAUCUCUAUGGCCGGAUGGCUAGGUGGUGCUGAUACUGGUUCAAUCAGUGGAAUCCUAAAUAUGAGAAAUUUUCAAACUCGUUUUUCCGAUCGUUAUGAUCCUUCUAAAAAUACCUAUUCUUAUACUGCUGCUCGUCAAGGUCUUUUGACGGGUAUGGUAAAUGCUGGCUGUCUUUUCGGUGCCAUGAUUUCAUCUCCCUUCACUGAAAUCAUAGGAAAGAGGAAUUCCAUUUGUUUUUUUAGCGCUUGUUAUAUUAUAGGCCAGGUCGUACUAAUUUCGUCAGUACAUUCUUGGGUCCAAAUAUUAGUUGGAAAAAUAUUUGUAGGUCUAACAAUCGGUGCAUUGUCUGUACUUAGUCCAAGCUAUCAGUCUGAAGUUGCUCCGCCCCAAAUCCGUGGAGCAAUCGUCUGUACUUAUCAGGUAUUUCAGACGUGUGGUACAUUGGUGGCAGCUUGCAUCAACUUGGGUACUCAUAAACUCAGUGGAACAGCUUCUUGGAGAACCUCCUUUGGUAUUAACAUGCUUUGGGGAGUUUUUCUUAUGAUAGGUGUUCUUUUUCUUCCAGAAUCCCCUAGAUACCUCAUUUACAUUGGAAAAGAAGACAAAGCUCUUCAAGUAAUGUGCGAGACUGCUGAGCUCAGUCCGGAAACAGAAAUAAUUCAAACAAAUUUUAAUACUAUCAGGAGUGAUAUUGAAACUGAGAUGGCCGGCGGUAAAGCAAAAUGGACCGAGAUACUUGGGGCCGAAAUACGAUACCGUACUGCACUUGGAUUUUUAACUAUGUUUUUAAGAGAACUUAUUGGAAAUAACUAUUACUUUUAUUACGCUACACAAGUAUUUAGGGGAACUGGAAUGACGAGUCCUUACCUUCCUGCAGUAAUUUUGGGUGCAAUCAAUUUUGGUACGACUUUUUGUGUGCUGUAUAUUGUGGAUCGAGUUGGAAGACGGUUACCUCUUAUCAUAGGUGCCGCUUUUCAAUCUAUUUGCUUUUUUAUUUACGCGGCUGUCGGUGACAGGAAACUUUAUAAUCCAGACGGUUCUUCGGAUACAAGAGCCGGUUCAGCUAUGAUCAUCUUCUCAUGUUUCUUUAUAUUCUCCUAUUGUUGUUCUUGGGGACCUAUAGGAUGGGUGAUUGUUGGUGAAACGUUUCCAAUUCGAUAUCGUAGUAAAUGCGCGGGUGUUGCAACCGCCGGAAACUGGCUAGGUAACUUUAUGGUUUCUUUUUUUACCCCUUUUAUAUCCAAUGCUAUAGGCUUCAAAUUGGGUUAUGUUUAUGCUUGCAUUAAUGUUCUUUCAUCAUUCCAAAUAUUCUUCAUGGCGAAGGAAACGAAAGGUUUGACUUUAGAAGAGGUAAAUGAUCUCUACCUUUCUAAUGUUAAGCCCUGGAAUUCCUCUAAUUAUAUUAAAAAAAUUAAGGAAAGUCAUACGAACUUUAGUAAAGAAGAAGAAAGACGAGAAAGGGAGAAAUCCAAGGGAGUCCGAAAUGAAGAGGAAGAAUUUAUUGAAAAUGCCGAUGCUAUUAAUUCCAAGGUUUAAGAGCUUACUUACUUCAUUCGGCCUAGAUAAUUGUGCUCAUCGUUAUGUUGGUAUGAAAUCUCUAAUGAUUCUUCAAAUUUCGUUAUGAUACUAUUUUUAUGAUACCAAAAAUUUGGAAGCAUGAUGUGUGUUCCUUUAUACACGUUUUAGUGAUGCGAACGCGCCGGUAAGCUUUAGUAUAUAUACCCCGGGAUACUUUACGAAAGCUAAAUUGUUGAUUGCAAACAGCUAAGACGUUUCAGCUAUUCUUGUAUUUUUGACUGUUUAUUAAUGUAAUGAAAUACUUAUGCUAAGUUCUUUUUACGUUUUCUAUUCACGAUGUCUUAUUUAGUACCUUGUGGAUGAUCUUGUGUUAUAAUUGGAGCAACUUGUUUGUCUAUUAUGGCUGUCUUAGAAGGUUUCUUUUUCAUAGACAGCGACAUUUGUCCAAGAAUUAUUAAUACCCAUAGAUAAAUUUACAUACAUAUACGACAUUGAUUAUAAAAAGUAAUUUUUUAAGGGUGUUAGGUAAAUUGAAUGACGAAAACACGAGCAAUUGGAAGUUAAAAUUCGAAAGACCAUUUUUUCUCUCAGUAUGGUUUGAUAGAGAAAUUAUUUUUAUAUGAUACUUAUACUGAACAGCUUAUACUGAUCCAGCAGUUUAAUUUAUUCAUUAGAAG
Schizosaccharomyces cryophilus OY26 is the source of this 3878-nucleotide messenger RNA. RefSeq names its product hexose transporter Ght4. The record is from RefSeq and is a predicted model, not a curated record. Gene Ontology annotation, biological process: transmembrane transport; carbohydrate transport. Gene Ontology annotation, cellular component: plasma membrane. The transcript has a single exon. Gene Ontology annotation, molecular function: carbohydrate:proton symporter activity. NCBI's taxonomy places the organism in Eukaryota, Fungi, Ascomycota, Schizosaccharomycetes, Schizosaccharomycetales, Schizosaccharomycetaceae. Bases 1648 to 3219 code for a protein of 523 amino acids.